This is a messenger RNA of Arvicanthis niloticus (Nile rat), 4748 nucleotides long. It is a transcript of the gene Gask1b, whose product is annotated as golgi associated kinase 1B. Lineage: Eukaryota; Metazoa; Chordata; Mammalia; Rodentia; Muridae. The record is from RefSeq and is a predicted model, not a curated record. Gene Ontology annotation, cellular component: Golgi apparatus.
CAGAACUGGUGGGAGACAAGUGUUAGUCUGCAAACAGCCCAGAUGUAAGAGCCAACCCUCCUUUCUCCGGGGGAAGGCUGAUAGGAGUUUAAAAGGCUUGUGGUGGCCAGUGCACAAAGCCUUCCCAGAACCUGCAGCGACCCUUCUCUUUACCUCUGCCUGUUGGAGACCACUUAGCGAAGCCGACUGGACGGCUGGAUUCAGGAAGCCAUGAAUCAUGUCACCAGGAGCCAGCUGCAGACUUUAAACUCAGUUCAGCAUGUGGAAGCGGCAGAGAAAUGACCUGUCCAGACAAGCCGGGGCAGCUCAUAAACUGGUUUGUCUGCUCCCUGUGCGCCCCACGAGUGUGUAAACUUUGGAGUAGUCGGCGUCCCAGGACCAGACGGAACCUCCUGCUGGGCACUGCAUGUGCCAUCUACUUGGGCUUUCUGGUGAGCCAGGUGGGAAGAGGCUCCUUCCAGCAUGGGCAGGCAACUGACAGGGGGCCACCCAACAGCCACGACAUCUUCAAGGUACCCUUCCCGGAGAUCCCCCUGGAUGGUACUCUGGCCCCUCCAGAGUCUCAGGGCAAUGGAAGCACACUGCAGCCCAACGUGGUGUACAUUACUUUACGCUCCAAGCGCAGCAAGCCUGCGAAUAUCCGUGGCACAGUGAAACCCAAGCGCAGGAAGAAGUAUGCGGUGGCAUCUGAUCAGGAGGUGCUGGUUAGACCAUCCCUUAUACAGCAGGAAGUUGCACGGGCAGCAGAUGCUGAAGUACCUGGCUAUGUUCAGGGUUACCUGACCAAGGUUGGUGGACGACCCUGGAGGGUGCUGCAUGGUCCUGGAGUCAGAACUAGAGGUUCAAACUUGCAGCAGCUUAGGGUCCAAGAGAGCAACAUUAGGAUUUACAGUGAGAGCGCCCCCUCCUGGCUGAGCAAAGAAGACAUCCACAGAAUGCGCCUCCUGGCUGAUGGUGAGGUGGCUAGCAUCCUACCAGCAAUCUCUAAGAGUGGUGCCCGCUUGCUGGUGUUGGAAGGGAGCAUCUCAGGCUCUGUGCCUGCCUGCGGGCCUAGCCCCUGUGGGCUCCUCAAGCAGCCUCUGGACAUGAGUGAAGUGUUUGCCUUCCACCUGGACAGGAUCCUGGGUCUCAAUAGAACCCUGCCAUCUGUGAGCAGGAAAUUAGAGUUCAUCCAAGAUGGCCGACCUCGCCCUAUCAUUCUGUGGGACUCAGCUCUAGCAUCUGCAAGCAAUGAUAGUCAUUCUUCUGUUAAGCUCACCUGGGGAACUUAUCAGCAGUUGCUAAAACAGAAGUGCUGGCUGAAUGGCCGGGUUCCCAGACCUGAAUGGGGCUGCACUGAAAUCCAUCACCAUGAAUGGUCCAAGAUGGCUCUCUUUGAUUUUUUGUUACAGAUUUAUAAUCGCUUGGAUACAAAUUGCUGCGGAUUCAGACCUCGCAAGGAAGACGCCUGUAUACAGAAUGGACUGAGGCCAAACUGUGAGGACCAAAAUUCUGUGACUUUAGCACACAUUAUCCAGAGAAAGAAUCACCCAAGGCAUUUGGUCUUUAUAAACAAUAAGGGCUUCUUUGACAGAAGUGAAGACAACUUAAACUUCAAAUUGUUAGAAGGCAUCAGAGAGUUUCCUGAAUCUGCAGUUUCUGUUUUGAAGAGCCAACACUUAAGGCAGAAGCUCCUUCAGUCUCUGUUCCUUGAUCAGGUUUAUUGGGAAAGUCAAGGGGGCAGGCAAGGCAUUGAGAAGCUUAUUGAUGUGAUAGAGCGUAGAGCUAGAAUUCUUAUCACCUACAUCAAUGCACACGGGGUUAGAGUAUUACCCAUGAAUGAAUGACAAAUGGCUUUCUGCCUUGAGGGCUAUACAUGUGUCACAUUUGGUUUCUCUUAAAUACAAGAUAUCAACCUUAAGUGUUUCUAGGAAUGAGGCAUCAUAGUUGAAUACAUGACAUGAAACUGACACAGUUUAUAUCAUGAACUGAGUUUAAAAAGUUUGUAGAGUUUAAAGGUAUGCAGAUUCAAAAAGUUUCAGAAUAACAUAUUGCUUGCAAAAUGCCUGAUGAUAUUUUUUCCUAAGACUCUGGUAUGUGGGUCUCAGCAUCAUCAUUGCACAAUGACCCAAAUGAUUAUACCUACUGAUGUUUAAACCACUUUCAUGUCAUUUGAUGGAACAGUAUAAACCAGAGACACUGGGUCUUCUAAUAAACCAUUCUCAUGCCAUUGGACUGAUCUGACCAGAUGGAAAUUGAGGCAUGUGACCUGCAAGAGCAGCAGUCUUGAAACACCUUCUAAGUAGACAUGGUAGUAGACUCAUUGCAAAUGAUCAGUAUAUUUUCUAGAGUCUAAGAUAAUUAGCUACCUCUGAACAACAAAAAUCUCAUAUCUUCUCUUUUUAAGAAAUUUGUUGACAGUAUAGAAAUAUCCAUAUGUAACCAUCAAUGUAUUAGUUCAAUUUGCUGUCUCAAUUUUGAUCCAAUGUAUGCCUUCUGGUUAGAAAACUAAGAAGUUAUAAAGCAUGUUGUUACCUGUUUGAAAAUUUACUUGUAGAGUCUCUUACUGUUCUUACUGGUUGGUUAGUUUUUUUCUAAAAAAAAAAGUUAAGGUUUUAUGUAGCCCAGGCUGGCUUUGAACUCUUUAUGCAUCAGUGGUCUUCUGCUCUUCUGAUGCUCUGUCUCCCAAGCAUUGGGAUUAUAGAUAGGUAUGCGAUGCCAUGCCCCGCAGUGCUCAGGAUUAAACUUGGGCCUUCAGUCAUGCUAGAUAGGCACUGUAUGACUAAACCCAUAACCCCAGCCCACUUUUAACAAUUUUUCAUUUUAUAAAGGAUAUACUAUGAUUUCUGAAUUUUUUUUUAAUCAUAGAGGACUUCCUUGGUGUAAUUAGGUUUCAUCUGAUUUAACUGAUGUUAUCUAGGUAUUGAUGAUUAAGUUCAGAUAUUAAAUAAAUUAUGUAGAUCAGUUCAAUACAAGAAGUCUUAAUGAAACCCAAUGCACAUGACUGCAUCUUCUCAUGAAGAACACAUGAAUAGAGAGCACAUAACAACAAAUUAGGGAAAAUUAAGUCUCAACUAAUUCUCCCCCAGAUCCCUCUACUAAUGUUUCGUUGGGUUGGAAGAACUAAGGCACACAAGUUUAUGCUCUGAGUCUUUCUGUCCUGGGAGAAUUUGCCAGGUUAUCAUAUAUCCUACUUACCUGGGGCCUUUGAAUUUUGUCUCUCUCGCUUUCAGCUCUACUACCCCUUAUUUGAAAGGUCACUGAUUAGCCAGGUGUGGUGAUACAGACUUGAAAUCUCAGCACCCAGGAAGCCGUGCAAGGUUUGCUAGUCUGAGGCUAGUUUGGUCUUCAUAGUGAUAUCCUGUCGGAAAUGUUCCCCUCUCUUCAUAAAAGCUGAUUUACUGACUUUUUUUUCUUUUGGAAACUUCAAAAUAAAAAUUUGCACAUUUUUAUCAUAUUUCUUGUCUCCCCCUUUUCAGUUUUGUCCCUAGUGCACACAAUGUUUUCCGUCUUCUGGUGAAGAAUAAUUUGAUAUUGAUGCGAACUUUUAAAAACAUAGCAAUAUAGACUAUAUCAUAGGAAAAAUAACUGUGUAGAUUGUAAUUGAUACAAACACACCAACUUGUCAAAAUAGUAAGUCAAAAUGUUAAAUAUAAGAGAAGGCAGACCAAGGGAAGAGGCAUCCACUGACCCUCUCGGUUCUGCUUUUCAAGGCUCAUGUCCAAGCACCGCGCCUACCAUGCUGUAUGUUUCCUUUUCUUUGGCAUGUUAAACUUUGUCAUGUUCUCUACAGUUCUCUCCACUGUGAUCUAAGUAUGACUGUGGGCCCUGGUGAGUCCCCAUGUUGGCUGUUCUCCAUGAGUUUUGUCUCACAAAUCACCUUAAUUACCCUCGCCAGCACUUUUACACCCCCACUUGACUUAGAAUUAAAAGAUUUCUGCCAAGUUGUCUCAUGCCUUAUCAAGGCGACCUACAUUCAUUGUAAUACUUUUUAUUUUUUUAUUUUUUCAGAAUUUACCAUUUUAAUUCACAUCGUCGUGAUAUUAAUUACAGACAUUCUGGUUUCUUAAAAUCUUGCUUUCCUGCCUCUCAAGUUAGGUUGCAUCUGAGCAGGAUGGCCUCCCCCAGAUAUAACGCACUGUAUUUUUUGCCUAGUUAUUUCAACAUGCUUAAUUCUAAGCAAAAGGCUCAAGAACAUUGAUUACUUUUAUGACUUGUCUUUUAAGGAUUACUUUUUACUUUUUAUUUGUGUGCGUGCUUAUGUAUACACAUGCCUGCAUAUGCAGUACCCAUGGAAGCCAGAAGAAGGGCAUCAGAACCUCUGAAACAGUUGUGAGCUACCUGACUGGGGGUCUUGGAACUCAACUAAGUUCCUCUGAAAGAGCAGUGAAUGAUCUCAACAGCUGGGCGUCUCCCCAUCCUUUACAUUCAUUUUUUUUGAUGAUUUAUUUUGUUUUGUAAAGAGUGAGUAAUUGAUGGUGGAUUAGUUUUGAAUAAUAACUGCAGGCCAGACUCUGAAUUCUAAUAAGUAACAUUCUUCUUUCAUUGAAAUGAUGAGAGUGAUUUUGUAUUUCAGAUGUGCUCAACAACUACUGUGAUUUGGUACACAUUAGCCCAUUAUGUGGUUUAUUUGCUCAAACAGAUGUAAAAUAGAAGAAUUUACCUUGGUUCACUUACAAGAGCUUAUUUCUGGUGUGACUUGUUCCAUUUUAGCUGAUUUGAAAAUGCACAUGUGUCUUACACCUUGUAAUAAAAUUUUACAAAUUAAA